AUGUACAACCCUGCGGCGGCGAGUAGGAGCGUCCUGGCGUCGCGGACGAGUUCGCGGUCGGUGACGGAGACGGUGAACGGUUCGCACAAGUUCGUGAUCAAGGGUUACUCUCUUGCCAAGGGAAUCGGCGUCGGAAAACACAUCGCGAGCGAGACUUUCACCGUCGGAGGGUACCAGUGGGCGAUUUACUUCUAUCCUGACGGCAAGAAUCCGGAAGAUAACUCCGCCUAUGUCUCCGUCUUCAUCGCGCUCGCUUCGGAAGGCACCGACGUUCGCGCGCUCUUCGAACUCACCUUGCUCGACCAGAGCGGCAACGGCAAGCACAAGGUGCACAGCCACUUCGAUCGGUCGCUCGAGAGUGGGCCCUACACUCUCAAAUAUCGAGGCAGCAUGUGGGGUUAUAAGAGAUUUUUUAAACGGGCUCAACUCGAAGCAUCAAGUUUCCUGAAAGAAGACUGCUUGAAGAUAAACUGCACUGUUGGUGUUGUGGUUUCAUCCAUUGAUUGUUCUAAAUUAAACACAAUACAGGUUCCUGAGUCUGAUAUUGGGUCACAUUUUGGAAUGCUGUUAGAGAAUGAGGAGGGAUCCGAUGUUACUUUCUCUGUCAGUGGAGAAAGGUUUCAUGCUCAUAAACUUGUUUUGGCUGCUAGAUCAACUGCAUUUGAAACUGAGUUUUUCAAUGGGAUGGAGGAGGAUGAACGGGAUAUAGUUGUUACUGACAUGGAACCUAAGGUUUUCAAGGCUUUACUUCAUUUUAUUUAUCGAGACACUCUUAUAGAUGAUGAAGAACUUUUUGUGUCACGUUCAUCGUUCUUGCCUUCAGUAUCUGAAUCAUUUGCAGCAAAGUUGUUAGCUGCUGCGGAAAAGUAUGGUUUGCCUAGACUUAAGCUGAUGUGUGAAUCGGUACUUUGUAAAGACAUUUCUAUAGAUUCUGUAGCCUAUAUUCUGGCUCUUGCCGAUCGCCAUCGUGCUACAGAAUUGAAGUCUGUCUGUCUACAAUUUUCUGCUGAAAACCUUGUUGCCGUGAUGCAAUCUGAUGGUUUUGAGUAUCUUAAGGAAAAUUGUCCAUUGCUGCAAUCGGAAUUGCUAAAGACUGUGGCAGGAUGUGAGGAGGAAUUUAGUGGAGAAGGAAAAUGUCGGAGUGUCUGGGCCCAAUUUUCUGAUGGUGGCGAUACCAAUGAUAGGAGUGUAAGACAACAAACCUGGGAAAAUGGAGUUGACAGAAGUCAAAGCUUAUGGGUUCACCUUUCUGAUGGUGUUAACAACAAUGACAGGAGUCCAGGACAAGAACCUUGA
Molecule: messenger RNA, 1296 nt
Organism: Sphenostylis stenocarpa
Lineage: Eukaryota; Viridiplantae; Streptophyta; Magnoliopsida; Fabales; Fabaceae
Source: the annotation of a GenBank genome assembly